Messenger RNA from Sesamum indicum (sesame), 1256 nucleotides. RefSeq names its product leucine-rich repeat protein 1. Lineage: Eukaryota; Viridiplantae; Streptophyta; Magnoliopsida; Lamiales; Pedaliaceae. The record is from RefSeq and is a predicted model, not a curated record.
AUAGAGUCAUAGCAUAGGAAAAGAAGAGUGUUUUUCGUUUUGAUUCUCUGCCAUUUCCGAAAUCGAUUCUCCACUCACAUCGCAUACGUCAAUCAAUCAAUCACUCCGCAAACAAAUUCUACAGCUUUUCCCAACCAGAACACAAGAAUUAAAAGGAGAAUCGAAGCCCCUGAAACUACAAGAGGAGCGGGAGCGGGAGCUACAAUCAACGUCUGAAGAGCUUAGUUCAAGGUUGGGGAGCUAUGGCGGGGAGGGAUUUCCUGGUGUUUCUGGCCCUAACUGUUGUGUCAUCAUCACUGGUUCUGCCGAAAGCCAGUGGGAAUUCAGAGGGCGACGCGCUCUACGCGCUCCGCCGGAGCUUCUCCGACCCGGAUAACGUGCUGCAAAGCUGGGAUCCGAACCUUGUGAACCCGUGUACCUGGUUUCAUGUAACCUGCAACCAGGACAACCACGUCACUCGCGUGGACCUUGGAAACUCAAAUUUGUCUGGUCAUCUAGUUCCCGAGCUUGGGAAACUGGAACAUCUCCAGUAUCUGGAGCUCUAUAAAAAUAACAUUCAAGGCGAAAUUCCUGCAGAGCUUGGUAACCUGAAGAACUUAAUUAGUUUGGAUCUGUACAACAACAAUAUCUCAGGAAGAAUACCUCCAUCACUGGGAAAUUUGAAAUCUCUUGUCUUUUUACGUCUUAAUGAUAAUCAGCUAAAUGGACCAAUCCCAAGGGCACUUGCUAGUAUAUCUAGCUUGAAAGUUGUAGAUGUCUCAAAUAACAAUUUGUGUGGUACAAUACCUUCUACUGGUCCAUUUGAGCACAUCCCCUUAAACAACUUUGAGAACAAUCCUCGACUGGAGGGUCCAGAGCUGCAGGGACUUGCAAUUUAUGAUACAAACUGCUGGUAAAGAAGUGGGUGGUUGAUAUAGAAAUCUUCUUGUUCCAAAUGGUGCUCUUCCUUAAAAUGUACUGAGUUGGUAUGUUCCAUAAGAUUCCUAGAGUUGUAAACUUAUUAUAGUUAUCUGUAAAAUUACUGCUGGUAAUUGGAACUAUGUUUUAUGUUAUCUUUGAGCAUCUUGGUAUAUCCCCUCCUAAACCGGUCAAGAAAUUUCGUGGACUUGAGAACCUUCACUGCCAAGUUCAUGUAAAGGUGAUGCACGGGUCCAACGUGAAUUUAAAGCGUACAGUAGAAUCUUGCCAGUUUCACACUCGUGGAAUCCUGAAUGUAUUUAUGUUCAAGUUUUCAGACAUAUCUUCUUUCCACUAUA